GUCAACUUCAGAUAUUAGAAUAAACCUCUUUGAUCAAUGGAUGAGAAAACCAAGAUAAUAGGGAAAAUACUGCACGAAAAUGAUUCUGAAAAACAAUGAAAAGAUGAUCCUGCAGACUGCAACAAAGAAUAUUCUAUAUCUUUACUUGCCAAUAAAAGCACCACCCGCUUUUAUUACAUCCUUAAAAGUUAUAAAUCAUUCAAUCCUCAUAUUCUUUCUUAUUUCUUCAGAACUACUAGUACACAACUCAAAGGAAUCAGAUGUCAUCUUGGAAAGAUAUGAGACCUCAAAAUUGGGUUAAAACACGGUUCGAGUCAAGCCAAAUGAGUUUUAAAGAGCCAAAUGUGGAAGCAGAUUAUGCUGCAGCUGUUGCAGCCGCAGCAUAUGCCAUUAACUCUAGGGACUUGCAUGUCAUGGACCAAACAGAACCAGAUGUCCAACCACAAUUCUAUCUGCCUAAUAUCUUAAGCAGAUUUGUCGACAAAACAAUCGCAACCGCAAAACCUUUUACAACACCAGAAAGAAUGUCAGAUGAACACGAAAUUGCAAGAAGGAUGAUGCGAGAGAAAAUCAUCCAUCCAAUACAAUCACCUAAAAGAACUCCAACUCUUCUGAAAAAGAGACUAACAUUUACCGAUGAACAACAUGAAGUUACAGAUAUGCCGCCGUUCGAUUUUAUUGAAAAGGCUCCAAGUUUUUAUAAUGCCGAAUCGAAGGAUAUCAAUCGGAUGAUACCGACUGCUUCCUUCUCCGGAAGGAAUCCGAGUGUGAGAAGGAAUCCGACUUUUAGCGAAGCACAUAAUAUGCAGGAUGCUAAAACAACAAAACAAGAAAUGUUACCAAUAAAUACCUUUCCAUAUUCAUCGUCUCUGAUCCCAACUUCGACUGAAGCUCAACCUAAACGGUCAAUACGAUACAGAGGAAUGAGAACAGAUAUAGAAUCAGAUGCAGAUGCUUGGGAAAGAGAACAGAUGGAAAAAAUCAAAGCAAGAUAUGAGAAACUGAACGCAACGAUUUUAGAUUGGGAGGACAAUAAGAAGAAGAAAGCCAGACGGAAAAUAGAAACAGCAGAGAGUGAAGGGGCAAAAAGGAGGCCAAAAGCCAUGCACAAUUAUCAAAUUGAAAUGGAAAGAAUAAAAGAAAUCAGUGAUGGAGCAAAAGCACAGGCAAACGAUAAACGAAGGAAUGAAGAAUUGAAGGUAAUGGAGAAGGCUAAUAAGUACCGAGAAACUGGACAACCUCCUCUAUCUACAGUGUGUCUUUGCUUUUAAAGACACCACAUGAUAUCAUCUAAGCAAGAUUUUCUAACACAAUGAAAAAUUAAAAUGAAAUGUAUAUAUAUGAUGUGGUGAGUGGUGAUUCGUAUACUAUUUAUUGAUUUGAGUCGCUUGCACUAAAUCU
Messenger RNA from Amaranthus tricolor (Joseph's coat), 1401 nucleotides. RefSeq lists its product as uncharacterized. The transcript is spliced from 4 exons. Bases 261 to 1271 code for a protein of 336 amino acids. Lineage: Eukaryota; Viridiplantae; Streptophyta; Magnoliopsida; Caryophyllales; Amaranthaceae. The record is from RefSeq and is a predicted model, not a curated record.